GGCGGAGAGAAAACCUGGAUCUACAGAGCUUCUGCUGAAAAAAUCAAGAUGAAGACGUUUCUGUUGCUGUAUCUGUGCCUUUAUGUCACCUGGGCUCAGGAUGUCUUCGAAUACGACGACUAUGAUUUGGGUUCCAAGCAGCCAGCCAAAAACAACACAAGCACAGGAGCAGCUGUAGAUGCCCGAGGUCAUCGGCCGCUGAGCAGAGGCAGAGAAACGUUCGGCGGAAACAGAUUCGCCCCUCCGCCAAUCAGCGGAGGCAGCAGGUACCGAGGUCGCCCCACCCCAGCUCCAGCCAGAGGCAGCCAGGAGGCAGAGAAAGAGGUGCAGCCCGAUGCGGGAGGGUGUACUCACGCUUCAGAGGCAAUGGGUGUUUUGUGUCCUACUGGCUGCGAACUGAAGAGUGCACUGCAGAAGCAAGAGAGGAACGUUAAAACGACAAUUUCAGACUUGAAGCCUCAGAUCAGGGAGUUGACUGGCUCGUCCAACAACGUGUACAACUACGUCAAUAGCAUCUUCUCCUCUCUGCGGGAGAGACAGCGGGUCACUAGUAACAACAACCAGGUGGCAGGUCAGUACACUGAUCAAAUAGAGGAACAACACGCUUACAUCAAAGAGACCGUUGACACCGUUUUCCCCUCCAACAUUAGAGUACUGCAGGGGGUCCUGGAGAAGCUCAGGCUGAAGAUCCAGAAGCUUGAGAAGGCUGUGUUGGCCCAGACAGAAGGCUGCAGAGAUCCGUGCAUCACCACCUGUCCGAUACCUGUGGUUUCUGGUAAGGAGUGUGAGGAGAUCUACCGGCGUGGAGGACGUGACUCCCAGAUGUACAUUAUACAUCCUGAUCCAUUGUUUCCACCAUACAAGGUCUUCUGUGAUCAGACCACUCAAAAUGGAGGAUGGGUCCUUAUCCAGAACAGGCUUGAUGGCAGUGUGGACUUUGGCCGCCGUUGGGAUGAAUAUCGCCGUGGUUUCGGAAACAUCGCCUUUCAGUCCAGCAAACGUUUCUGCGAGGUUCCUGGUGAGUACUGGCUGGGAAAUGAUCACAUCAGCCAGCUGACCAAGAUGGGCCCCACUGAGGUUCUUAUUGAGAUGGAGGACUGGAAAGGAGACAGGGUCCAUGCCCAAUAUCAGCAGUUCACCAUCCAGUCGGAGACGUCUAACUAUAUUAUGGCUGUCGACGGUUACUCCGGUAAUGCUGGAAACUGUUUCCUGGAAGGAGCUCUGGCGCUCUAUGGCGAAAACCGCACCAUGACCAUUCACAACGGCAUGAUGUUCAGCACUUUCGACAGAGACAAUGACAACUGGACCCCUGGUGAUCCCAGCAAGCAGUGCUCCAGGGAGGAUGGAGGUGGUUGGUGGUACAACCGCUGCCACUCAGCCAAUCCUAACGGUCGAUAUUACAUAGGUGGAUCCUACACCCCACAGAUGGCAAAGCACGGCACAGACGACGGCGUGGUGUGGAUGAACUGGAAGGGGAGCUGGUAUUCGCUGAAGGCCAUCAGCAUGAAGAUAAGACCUUACUUUGCCUCCAGAUAGUCAUGCGAAAGGGGCUGACACAUGCAACUCAAACAGGACGUUGUUACCCAUGGAGAGAAGUAUGGAAAAGCCUGUUUGUUGAGGAACACAAGCAUAUUUAAAAACACUUUACAUGACGUAAGAAUAAAAACUGCCUGGAAAGGAACUAAACAGAGAAAAAGUUUUAUUUUGAAAUUUUUAUAAGGGUGAGAAAUUGGCAAAAUCUGAUCUGUGCAAACAACAUAUGCUGUGACUCAACUUGCUGUGUGAGACCUUUGUGUGCUUUAAAGGAACAGACAAUGAAACUGUCCUCUGCUACUCAAUAAACAC
Messenger RNA from Cyprinodon variegatus (sheepshead minnow), 1845 nucleotides. It is a transcript of the gene fgb, whose product is annotated as fibrinogen beta chain. Gene Ontology annotation, biological process: protein polymerization; blood coagulation; platelet activation. Bases 49 to 1536 code for a protein of 495 amino acids. NCBI's taxonomy places the organism in Eukaryota, Metazoa, Chordata, Actinopteri, Cyprinodontiformes, Cyprinodontidae. Gene Ontology annotation, cellular component: fibrinogen complex. The transcript has 13 exons. Gene Ontology annotation, molecular function: signaling receptor binding. The record is from RefSeq and is a predicted model, not a curated record.